GACGAACAACCCGUGGCAGCUGUUAUGUUCCGGUAUUUGUCUGCUCUUUCUUCGCUAGAAACUCUUUAUUUUUAAGUGCUAUCCUAGUUUCAAGUAGUUGCACACCUCACUUAUUGAUCCAUAGUCACAAUGACUUACAUAAAUUCAUGGGAAGAAUUUGCAAAAGCUGCAGAAAAGUUGUAUCUUACCGAUCCGUCGAAGGCCAGGAUCGUGAUGAGGUACAGACAUUGUGAUGGCAAAUUGGCAAUAAAAGUCACAGAUGACAUAGUGUGCCUACAGUACAGAACAGAACAUGCACAGGAUGUCAAGAGAAUAGAAAAACUCAACAGCAAACUCAUGAGACUCAUGGUCUCCAAGUGAAAAGGACAUUGUGAAACUGAUACUGAGACUGUUUGCUGUUUAAUUAAGCAGCAGCUUACCUAUGGGAGUUGUGUUUUACCCACUGGGGAAAGAACAGCACCAUGAAACCUUUACUGGCAAUUGCAAAGGACAUCUCUUCUGAUCACCUGGAAAAUAUAACUGCACCAGAAUCUACUGAGAGUUUUAAUUUUGGAUUGUAUACAGUAGCGGGGUCUGCGGAGGAGACAAUGAUGUCUAUUAUAACAAGAUGUGUUCAUCCAAUGUGAAGACUAUAUCUAGCAGAUCAUGUUUUGCAGCUUCUCUCUGGAAAAAGAAGAGCUGAGAAGUCUUUAAGUUACUACUUCAUAAAGAAAUUUAAAAUCACAGUAAUGUUCCUUUGCUAGUUUUUUUUUCAAGGACAGUCACAACUUUGGUGUUAAUGAUUCAAAUUCCUUUGUCUGUAUUCAUGUUACAACUCUCACCCCAAGUAAGGUUCUUAAUUUAGUAAUAUUAUCAAUAUGGUUGAUUGAAGUGGUGAUCAAUGUUGAACCUCCUUUUAUAACUUUUACCUUCUUUUUGUUUCCAUUAAAACAAAUAUAAUCUUAAGUUUACAUCUUCAAUUUGUAUCUAUUUUAUUUUAUUGCGCUCUGAACUUCUAAUUGUGUUUCGUUUAAGUGUUCAGAAAGUCUCAAAGGUUAAGUAAGAUAAGUCUUUUCAUGACAUGAGUACCGUUUCUUAAAAAGACCAGCUUGGACAAAUCGGCAACAAGUGAUCUUUGCAAUCAAUGAGGAUAAUGAGUUCACAUGAGAAUAAACAGAUUGUAGUUCUCUGCUGCUUUUCAGAAAUAUUUG
Asterias rubens (European starfish) is the source of this 1190-nucleotide messenger RNA. RefSeq names its product signal recognition particle 9 kDa protein-like. Gene Ontology annotation, biological process: negative regulation of translational elongation; SRP-dependent cotranslational protein targeting to membrane. Gene Ontology annotation, molecular function: 7S RNA binding. Lineage: Eukaryota; Metazoa; Echinodermata; Asteroidea; Forcipulatida; Asteriidae. The transcript has 3 exons. Gene Ontology annotation, cellular component: signal recognition particle, endoplasmic reticulum targeting. The record is from RefSeq and is a predicted model, not a curated record. The coding region runs from base 130 to 360 and encodes 76 amino acids.